This is a messenger RNA of Zasmidium cellare ATCC 36951, 2883 nucleotides long. RefSeq lists its product as uncharacterized. Gene Ontology annotation, cellular component: cytoplasm; COPI vesicle coat. The record is from RefSeq and is a predicted model, not a curated record. Gene Ontology annotation, molecular function: structural molecule activity. Lineage: Eukaryota; Fungi; Ascomycota; Dothideomycetes; Mycosphaerellales; Mycosphaerellaceae. The transcript is spliced from 3 exons. Gene Ontology annotation, biological process: intracellular protein transport; intra-Golgi vesicle-mediated transport; endoplasmic reticulum to Golgi vesicle-mediated transport. The coding region runs from base 1 to 2883 and encodes 960 amino acids.
AUGGCGACCUUCCUGGAGAAUGCGUACAGCCUGGUGCAUCAGGACAACACCGCCGACCAGCCCUCCCUCCAGGACCUGCGCAACCAGCUGGAGAAAGGCACCGAUGAGACCAAGCAGGAGACCAUGAAGCGCAUUCUGACGGUCAUGCUCAACGGCGAUCCGAUGCCACAACUGCUCAUGCAUAUCAUCCGAUUCGUUAUGCCCUCGAAGAGCAAACCGCUCAAGAAGCUGUUGUACCUCUACUACGAAAUAUGUCCCAAGCUGGACUCCAAUGGCAAGCUCAAGCAAGAGAUGAUUCUCGUCUGCAAUGGCAUUCGAAUGGACCUACAACAUCCCAACGAGUACAUUCGUGGCAACACCCUUCGCUUCCUCUGCAAGCUACGAGAGCCUGAACUCAUCGAACCACUCCUCGCCCCUACCAGAGCAUGUCUCGAGCACCGACACUCAUAUGUUCGCAAGAACGCCGUCUUCGCCAUUGCGUCCAUCUUCCAGCACUCAGAAGCCCUGAUGCCUGACGCUCCCGAGCUCAUCCAAAACUUCCUCGAGGGGGAAAGUGACAACACUUGUAAACGCAAUGCUUUUGCUGCUCUGCUCAGCAUCAGUCACGAGAAGGCAUUGGAAUACCUCAGUGGAGUGUUUGAAGGCAUCCCAAACUCGAGCGAGCUCUUGCAAUUGGUGGAGCUGGAGUUUAUUCGCAAAGAUGCCAUCACAAACCAGCAGAACAAGGCACGAUACCUCAGGCUGAUCUUCGACUUGCUCGAGGCCAAAGACUCCACAGUCGUCUAUGAGGCAGCGUCCUCGCUCACCGCUCUCACAAACAACCCAGUUGCAGUCAAGGCAGCGGCAGCCAAGUUCAUCGAGCUGGCCAUCAAAGAGUCGGACAACAACGUCAAGCUCAUUGUAUUGGAGAGAGUCAACACCCUCAGGAAAGCGAACGAGGGCAUUUUAGAUGACCUGACGAUGGAGAUCCUGCGCGUACUUUCGAGCCCUGACUUGGAUGUGCGGAGAAAGGCAUUGGAGCUGGCAAUGGACAUGGUCUCCAGCAAGAAUGUCGAAGAAGUGGUAAUGCUGCUCAAGAAAGAGCUCGCCAAGACGGUCGACGAGCAAUACGAAAAGAACAACGAGUACAGGUCACUCCUGAUCCACUCGAUCCACCAAUGUGCAAUCAGAUUCUCUGAGAUUGCGGAGAGUGUGGUUGGCCUGCUCAUGGAUUUUAUCUCCGAUUUCAACAACUCCUCUGCGGUGGAUGUUAUCUCUUUCGUCAAGGAGGUCGUGGAGCGAUUCCCCAAGAUGCGCAGUCCGAUCGUCGAGAGGCUUGUUUCAACACUCAGCGAAGUGCGCGCUGGAAAGGUAUACCGAGGCAGCGUCUGGAUCAUUGGAGAGUACUCACUUGAACUCAACGACAUCAGAGAAGCAUGGAAGAGGAUUCGGGCCAGCUUGGGCGAAAUUCCCAUUGUUGCAUCUGAGGCUCGACUGCUGGAGGAGCAACCUGAUGGGGAACCAGAGCUCAACGAUCAAGUCAACGGCCACCCCAAGCCAUCUGCACCAACUGGCUCGCGCAAGGUCCUCGCAGAUGGCACAUAUGCUACGGAGAGUGCACUUACCAGCCAGUCUUCUGCAAAGGCCAAGCUCGAUGCUGUGAAAGCAGCUCAGAAGCCUCCGUUGCGACAACUUAUCCUGGACGGCGACUUUUUUCUGGCCACGGUCCUGUCUUCCACCCUCACCAAACUCGUCAUGCGGCACUCUGAGAUCUCUACCGAUGCCGCGAGAACGAAUGCCCUCCGUGCCGAGGCUAUGCUCAUCAUGAUUUCAAUCAUCCGCGCUGGUCAGUCGCAAUUCGUCAAGGCACCCAUCGACGAGGACUCCGUCGACAGAAUCAUGUCUUGCGUUGGGUCGUUGGCAGAGUUUGCCCAGAAGAAGGACCUUGAGACUGCGUUCCUGGACGACACGAGAAAAGCUUUCCGCGAUAUGGUCCAGGUGGAGGAGAAGAAGCGUGCUGAGAAGGAUGCUGUCCUCAAAGCUAAGAACGCCAUUCAGGUUGACGAUGUUGUAUCGAUACGACAACUCAGCAAGAAGAAUGUCGAUGGUGCCGAGGAGGCCGAGAUCGACCUCGAAAAGGCAACAGGAGGCGAUGCUACGACCGAGAACUUGACGUCCAAACUCAGCCACGUGGUACAACUCACUGGUUUCUCGGAUCCUGUCUACGCCGAAGCAUACGUUCAAGUUCACCAAUUCGAUAUCAUCUUGGAUGUGCUGCUUGUCAACCAAACACGAGAAACGCUGCAAAAUCUGUCUGUCGAGUUUGCUACUUUGGGCGACCUCAAGGUGGUGGAAAGACCAACUACUCAGAAUCUUCCAGCAUUGGACUUUUUGAACGUUCAGGCUACCAUCAAGGUGUCGUCUACCGAUACUGGUGUCAUCUUCGGUAACGUCGUAUACGAUGGAGCAUCCUCGACCGAAUCGCACGUUGUCAUCCUGAACGAUGUGCACGUCGACAUAAUGGACUACAUACAACCCGCGCAGUGCACAGAGACACAAUUCCGAACCAUGUGGACCGAAUUCGAGUGGGAGAACAAGGUCAACAUCAACACCAAGAUGCCAGAAGGCACUGGUCUCAGAGAUUUCCUGCAACGACUGAUGAAGGUGACGAAUAUGAGCUGUUUGACACCUGACGCGAGCUUGGAGGGCGACUGUCAGUUCUUGAGUGCCAACCUCUACGCCAGGAGCGUAUUCGGCGAGGACGCACUUGCGAACUUGAGUGUGGAGAAAGAGGGAGACAAUGGUCCUGUUACCGGGUUCAUGCGGAUACGAAGUCGAUCACAAGGCUUGGCGUUGAGCUUGGGAUCCCUCAAGGGGCUGAGCAAGAUUGGAGAAUUGUCUUGA